AUGGGGUCUCGCGCUCGCAUCGUCUCCCUCCUCCUCGCCUUCCUCUUCGCGCGCGCCGCCGAGCCGAUCGCCGCCGCCGCCGCACCCGCCGGCAGCAGGCACCUUACGAAGGACAAGCGUCGCGCCUCGCGCGGUUUUAUGAAGCAAGAAGCAUUCCCGAAACGAUCCCUGCGCUGCGGCUACGCGCACGGCGCACCCGUACUGCGGCCUGCGGGAGAGUUCUUGUUGGAGCGCCUUCGCUCACGCCGGCCACCGGGCCACGGCUUUAAUUUUCAGGACCACCGGCAAUUCAAGCAGCGCUACUUCGAGUUCCUUGACUACCACCGCGCCCCCGGCGGCCCGGUCUUCCUGCGCAUCUGCGGUGAGUCCGCCUGCGACGGCAUCCCCAACGACUACCUGGCCGAAUCUUUGAAUGCCCGGUACAACCGAUCAGGUUUUGACAAUCCCUGGUUCGUCAUCGGGAUCUCCUACUCCGGCGCUCUCAGCGCUUGGUUCAGGCUCAAGUUCCCCCAUUUGACAUGUGGGAGCCUCGCGAGCUCAGGGGUGGUUCUUGCAGUGUACAACUACAUCGACUUUGACAAGCAGGUUGGAGAGUCAGCUGGCCCUGAGUGCAAAGCUGUCCUUCAGGAAAUAACUGAACUUGUUGAUGAACAGCUCCGGUUGGACAGUCACUCGGUGAAGGCUCUGUUUGGAGCACAGACGUUGAAAAAUGAUGGUGACUUCCUCUUCUUCCUGGCAGAUGCCGCAGCUAUAACAUUCCAAUAUGGGAAUCCAGAUGCCUUGUGCCCUCAGCUAAUAGAGGCAAAGAAGAACAAGAAAAACUUGGUGGAAGCAUAUGCUCAGUUUGUGAAAGAUUUUUACAUUAAAAAAAUGGAGACACCACCAUCUUCGUAUGAUCGAGAAUAUUUGAAGGAAACAACUCCAGAUGAUUCUGGUUCUAGGCUCUGGUGGUUCCAAGUUUGCAGUGAGGUUGCCUACUUUCAAGUGGCACCCAAAAAUGAUAGCGUUCGUUCUGCAAGGAUCAAUACGAAGUACCAUUUGGACCUAUGCAGAAAUGUUUUUGGGGAAGGCGUUUAUCCUGAUGUGUUCAUGACGAACUUGUAUUAUGGAGGCACAAGAAUUGCUGCUUCUAAAAUUGUGUUUACAAAUGGCUCCCAAGAUCCAUGGCGUCAUGCCUCCAAGCAGAAAUCAUCGAAAGACAUGCCAUCGUACCUAAUGAAAUGCAGAAAUUGUGGACAUGGAACUGAUUUGAGGGGCUGUCCGCAAUGGCCUUUCAGGGUUGAAGGGGACUCUUCAAACUGCUCAUCUCCCGCAGCAGUCAAUGCAGUAAGAGAGAGGAUCGCCAAGCACAUUGACCUGUGGCUGUCGCAAUGCAAUAAACCAUCAGUAGGGUAUGGGUCUCUGCCCCUCUAG
Molecule: messenger RNA, 1413 nt
Organism: Miscanthus lutarioriparius
Lineage: Eukaryota; Viridiplantae; Streptophyta; Magnoliopsida; Poales; Poaceae
Source: the annotation of a GenBank genome assembly